This is a messenger RNA of Hypanus sabinus (Atlantic stingray), 531 nucleotides long. RefSeq names its product heat shock protein beta-7-like. The transcript has 3 exons. The coding region runs from base 7 to 531 and encodes 174 amino acids. The record is from RefSeq and is a predicted model, not a curated record. Lineage: Eukaryota; Metazoa; Chordata; Chondrichthyes; Myliobatiformes; Dasyatidae.
CAUACAAUGUCAUCCCGUAGUUCUUCCUCAACUUUCAGAUCUGAGCGUUACAGCAACUAUAGCCGACGAUCAUCAGGUGACCCCUGUUUCGAUCAAUACAUCGAUGCAGCACGGAACAUAUUUGAGGAAGAAAUGGAAAAAUCCUCCUUCGGGAAUGGUCAUUUUGCAAGGCCUAGAAGUGAAUCCUUUGGAUACACAGCUCCAGUACCUGGGCAUCCAGGAGGCCUUGGAAAUGUCAGAACUAUUGGGGAUACUUACCAAGUUACAGCUGAUGUCAGUCAGUUUGAUCCAGAAGAGAUCAUUGUCACCAUGUACAACUACCACAUAGUCAUCAAAGCAGAAAAGAUGGCUGAAGAUGGAACUGUCAUAGAUACCUUCACUCAUAAGUGUCAGCUCCCUGAAGACAUGGACCCUCUAUCUGUGAGCUGUUCACGGACGGAUGUUGGUAUUCUGACAAUCAAUGUAAGAAGGAACCGACUGAAACCAGCAGAACCUCCACAACCAGUUUAUCGGAGUGAAGUUCAGUUAUAG